UGCAAAAGCACACGCUCGCCCCGCCCAGCCAAUCCUCGCCCGAACAAAGCCGCGCGAGCGCGAGUGGACGCUGGCGAUGCCGUGGAACAAGUUAAAUGCACGAGCCGGUGGUGAUGGGAGAGCAGAAAUGUUGACUCUUGCUUGGCUUUGUCUGCAAUAGGUAGGAGGCUGCCGGAACGGGCUAGUUCAGAACUGUCCCUCGCUUCGACAUGCCCCAAAUGCUUUCCCUGCUUCGGCUGUUCACCCCACGCUCCUUUCCUUUCAAUUCCUCCAUGUCCGAAGUCGUACGUGCAUUUGCAAGAAGUUCACGAGACUGGAGGGAUGCACGGCCAGGCAUCUACAGAAUCUUGAUGGGGGCUGCAUUGCCCCGCUGUGUACCUGUGAUACCCCAACCUGUACGAUCCCACGCGACAACCCCGGCUCUCCCGUCCUGUGCAAUCCACGGUCUGAACGGCGGGAUGGGGAUGAGCAAACCUUCUCCGCUCUUUCAGGGUGAGCAUUGCCUAUAUCCGACCGAAUUCCCGCAUCGCGACUCAAUGUGGGAUGUCGGAUUUGUCCGCGGCGUCGGUUUUCAACCACCCCCGAUGGAGUCUCCGCUCACCAAAGCGAAGGCAGUUACUCGCUUCUGCCCCGUCAGUACCACGAUUCGCACUGUGAUCAUUCGUUGUAAUGGCUGGCGGCGUGUCUCGAUCGUCUACAAGUGGGGCUAGUCCCAUCUCAUUUCCAGCCUUGGCUUUCGAUGCAAUGCACUUACAUGUAAGCCUAAGGAUGUUUUGGAGAGCCGUUAUGUUC
Molecule: messenger RNA, 792 nt
Organism: Neohortaea acidophila
Lineage: Eukaryota; Fungi; Ascomycota; Dothideomycetes; Mycosphaerellales; Teratosphaeriaceae
Exons: 1
Coding region: 210-710 (166 amino acids)
Source: RefSeq, a predicted model, not a curated record